CGGAUCAAACACCUUGCAGUCGGUUCAGAGCCAUUGACAAAAAGGGGGUCUCUCUCGGAUAUGGUGGAGUAGGCUACAUCGGGGCGGCUUGGAAACCACCUGGUUUGGAAUAACCCGAUGGAAAUCGGAGGACGGGGGCCUUGCGAAGUCCGUCUCGUGGAGGUUUUCAUGGAGCGUUGAGAUUAUUAUCAUGUGGUGGCUUGCCUUAAUGAUGUUUACAUCCCCGGCUUUCCCAUUCAUCGUGUUUGUGUGCAUGGGGUUAUCCGAGGCGGUUCAUUCCUACGAUGCGCUGCCUUUAGUAAUAAGGAAAUCUCCUUCAAUCGCCGAAGAGCAUCCUAAUACGAGCGCGAACGGGGUUCCAGGGUACCGGCUCGGUACUGUCGCAUUAACACCAGCGCCCACGAUCGCGUCCGUCAGAAAACCGAUAAAUGUCGCCGCACCAGCAGCCACCAUUAAACCACCAACAACGGAGCCCACCACCCCAUCCCUGUCUGAUCCCAGCUACAUGGCCGCAUUUGCUCGGAGGAAGCUCAGCUCUGUUGAAACACAGAUGAAAGAAUCGCAGAUGUCUGAUAAUGAAGCGGACAGAUCAGGCGUCGUGCCCGACUUUAGCACAACCUCUGACAAUUCUCAAGAGCUGGUGUGUAACUGCAGUGGUGAAGGAGUGUCGGACCCUGACGAGUGUGACCGUGAGACAGGUCAGUGUGACUGUAUGCCGGGUUACACUGGGCUGCAGUGUGAAGAGUGUGAGGAAGAUCACUUCACCAACGGCACCAUCGGCUGCCUGCCCUGCGCAUGUGACUCCUUCGGUGCCCACGGCUCCAGCUGUGACAGCUCAGGGCUGUGUAAGUGUAAGACAGGUGUAUACGGGCCCAAGUGUGACGACUGCCAUCCUGGAUUCUUCCACUUCAGCAGCACAGGCUGUCAACCGUGCCAAUGCAACAACCACUCUACCUACUGCCACCCUCAGUCAGGUGUUUGUUUGGACUGUCAGGAUAACACUCAGGGCCACAACUGUGAGGAGUGUCUGCCCAACUUUUACCGGCGUCAUGGUGAGGGGUCCGCGGACACUUGUCUGCCUUGUCCCUGCUCCUCUGAGACCUCCAGCAGCAGCUGUCAUCUCGCAUUUCAAUCAUUAACUCUCUCUCUCUCAGCUGUGAGAAUCCUCCCGACUCAAGACAUCAAGACCUCCACUACAGAAAUCCCCAAAUCCACAAGUUCUGUUGCUUCUACACCUGCUUCCCGCCUCAUCACUUUCUCCUCCUCCCCUACCACCCAUCCAAGCCUACCAACCCUUCAGUCCGGCACGGGAGACUCCUCAGGACACAACAGCACGGCCUCUGCCCUGACAGUAGUGUCCUGGACGCAGUUUAACAUCAUCAUCCUCGCCGUCAUCAUCGUGGUGGUCGUUCUCCUCAUGGGCUUCGUCGGAGGCGUGUAUACGUAUCGUGAGUACCGCAAUAGGAAACUCAACGCCCCAUUUUGGACCAUUGAGCUGAAGGAGGACAACAUCAGCUUCAGCAGCUACCACGACAGCAUCCCGCACGCCGACCCCAAUGGACUAUUGGAGGAGGAGCCGUGUGUGGUCGCGGCCAAUGGGCAGUUGGCACUCGCUACUGCCGCCAACAUGUACAAAGCGUGAAGUUGUCGGUACGAUUGUAUCUUUUCUUAAAGGGACAUUUCAGCCAAAAAUGGACAUUCUUUCAUCAUUUACUAACUCUCAUGUCCAACCUGAUGUUCUUUUUUUAGUGGAACAUAAAGGAAGAUAUUUUGAAGGCACUGAAAGUCAGUGGGGUCCGAAACAACAUCGGGCCAAUUUCAAUAACUUUUUUAGUGUUACACUGAGAAACAAAGUCAACAGGUUUGGAAUGACAUGAGGGUGAGUAAAGUACCAGAUUUUAAUUUUCGGCGAACUAUCCUGUUAAUUUUGAUUAUUGAAAGAAGGUAGCUUGGGAGCCAAAUCUAACUACUUUAUUUGAUUCUACACACUAUUUAGCUCCGCAUUGCUUCCUAUGUGAUAUCCUCGUGCAAAGCAUUUUCACGUACAAUAUUUCCUGAAACAUUUCAGAGAGCAUUCAAGCAAAUCCAGGACAAGCCAUUAACAUGUUACUCCUUGGACACAAAAAUUAUAAAAUGCGAAUAAAUUGCAUCUUAAAGGGAUA
Sinocyclocheilus grahami is the source of this 2162-nucleotide messenger RNA. RefSeq names its product multiple epidermal growth factor-like domains protein 9. The coding region runs from base 191 to 1642 and encodes 483 amino acids. Gene Ontology annotation, biological process: tissue development; animal organ morphogenesis. The record is from RefSeq and is a predicted model, not a curated record. Lineage: Eukaryota; Metazoa; Chordata; Actinopteri; Cypriniformes; Cyprinidae. The transcript is spliced from 5 exons.